This is a messenger RNA of Pollicipes pollicipes, 704 nucleotides long. RefSeq lists its product as uncharacterized. The transcript has 3 exons. Bases 12 to 704 code for a protein of 230 amino acids. The record is from RefSeq and is a predicted model, not a curated record. NCBI's taxonomy places the organism in Eukaryota, Metazoa, Arthropoda, Thecostraca, Pollicipedomorpha, Pollicipedidae.
GACCAGGCAGGAUGCGUCCUGUGCUCCUCAUCAUGCUGGGCUGCAGCCUGGUCUCAGGCGGGCCGGCGGGCGAGGCGGACUUCGUUUCUCAGCCGCAGGACGCUCACGUGCAGCCGGGGGAGUCGGUCCAGCUGGACUGCGAGCUGGUGGAGGCCGACGCCGACGAUAUCUGCGCCUGGCGCCUCGCCGGCACCCACCUGGGCGUCGAUCACUUCUACAACGUGUUCCCGCCGCCCAAGGUGCGCGCCCUGUUCCCGGAGCACGAGCGGGUCUGCACGCUCAUCAUUGAGGACGUGGACUGGCGCCACGACGGCCUCUGGACGUGCUGGCCGCUGGACGAGCAGGCGCACGUCAGCUCGCGCUCCGCUCGCCUCACCGUGGCAGCCGACCACCUCCGCAGCGCCGACUACAACUCCACCUGCGACCACUACAGCAGCGCCAUCUACAACUCCACCGGCGACCACCACAACGAUGCCAUCUACAACUGCAACGGCGACCACUACAGCAGCACCAUCUACGCUCAGCGCCCACGACGCCGUGGACAACCCCAAGCCCCGGGCCCGGCUUCAGCUGUCCACAACCGACGGGCUAUUCGCGACCCCGAGAACGCCCGCUUCUUCUACUACUGCAAGGACGGCGAGGCUGUGCACAUGCAGUGCGAGUUCCACAGCGCUGGAGCGACAGCCAGAAGAAUUGCGCCCUGA